AUGUCGACGGCUAUAAUGCAACAGAACACCAUGUACGAGUUCGGGGAGAGUUUGAUAAAGAACGGUCUAUCGCCCGAUCACAGCCAAUCCGGUCUAUCGCCGUUGGGCUCGUCGCAGAUGCGCUUCACCCUCUCCCGAAUGGCAUCGAGCCCGAUGGUGGGCCAAGCCAGUUCCAACCAAUUGGCCGCCAUGCUACUGGGCAACCUCACGCAGCAACACAACCACCACAACAACAACCACAACCACCACCACCACCACCGGCGAUUGGAGCGCACCCAAUCGGCGCCGGCGCCGCCCGUCACCUCGACGCCGGCCGCCUCUCUGACGGCCGCCACGGCGACGGUGAACACGUCGCGCUACAAGACGGAGCUGUGCCGGCCCUUCGAGGAGUUCGGCGUCUGCAAAUACGGCGACAAGUGCCAGUUCGCGCACGGCAUCGGCGAGCUGCGCAGCCUCGCCAGGCAUCCCAAGUACAAGACGGAGCUCUGUCGCACCUAUCACACGGUGGGUUUCUGUCCGUACGGGCCGCGUUGCCAUUUCGUGCACAACCAGGAGGAGGCGGCUGCGGCGGCGGCGGCGGCUCAAUCGCAAUCCAAAGGACAAUUGGGAGGUAAUAGGGCGUCGUCGGGGCAGGCGAGGCCGGCCGCUUUGAGUCCGAGUUUGUCGUUAGACAGUCCUAGUCCGCCGUGCAGUUUGAGCCAAAGUCCGACGUCUUCGAUGGGUUCGUUUUUUAGCGAGCCGGAGCUCCAUUCGCCCGGCGUCGACGAUCAGAGGCUACCCGUUUUCAAUAAGCUGCUCGAAAGGCAAAUCAUGUCGUUCAGCGAUUUGAUGUUGUAG
Messenger RNA from Phyllotreta striolata, 837 nucleotides. NCBI's taxonomy places the organism in Eukaryota, Metazoa, Arthropoda, Insecta, Coleoptera, Chrysomelidae. The record is from the annotation of a GenBank genome assembly.